Molecule: messenger RNA, 1423 nt
Organism: Umbelopsis ramanniana AG
Lineage: Eukaryota; Fungi; Mucoromycota; Umbelopsidomycetes; Umbelopsidales; Umbelopsidaceae
Exons: 3
Coding region: 156-1337 (393 amino acids)
Biological process (GO): tyrosyl-tRNA aminoacylation
Molecular function (GO): tyrosine-tRNA ligase activity; ATP binding
Source: RefSeq, a predicted model, not a curated record
ACUGGCUACAGCUCCAAGCUAUGUUGCGCAAGGUUUUUCUCUGCUUGCCGUGAGUCAUGAUUUGAUGGAUUCAGGCACAGUGGCUUGCCCUAUAAAAAAUUUUGUAGCCCAGACUUGUCACUUCCAACAUCUUGUCAUUUCACUGCCCCUUCAAAAUGUCUUCAUUAACCGCAGAUGAAAAGUAUGAACUGAUCUCCCGUAACCUUCAAGAGGUCCUCGGUGAGGCUGAAAUUAAGAAAGUCCUCGCUGAAAGAAAUCUCAAGUUGUACUGGGGAACGGCACCUACUGGCAAACCUCAUUUGGGCUACUUUGUCGCCAUGACCAAGAUUGCCGAUUUCCUGACUGCCGACUGCGAGGUCACUGUUCUGAUUGCUGAUAUCCACGCUUUCUUGGAUAACAUGAAGGCACCUCUCGAACUUGUCAACCACAGAGCAAAGUACUACGAACAACUCAUUAAAGCUGUGCUUACAUCAAUCGGCGUUCCUAUCAAUAAGCUCAAGUUUGUUGUUGGUUCAUCUUACCAGUUUUCCAAAGAAUAUGCUAUGGACAACUUCCGUCUUGCCGCUACUGUCACUGAACACGAUGCCAAAAAGGCCGGUGCCGAAGUCGUUAAGCAAGUCGACUCCCCAUUGCUUUCCGGUUUGAUCUACCCCGGUAUGCAAGCUCUUGAUGAACAAUAUCUUGGUGUUGACGCACAGUUUGGUGGUGUCGAUCAGCGCAAAAUCUUCACAUUCGCAGAAAAGUAUAUGCCACAACUGGGUUAUGCUAAGCGAGCGCAUCUUAUGAACCCUAUGGUUCCCGGUCUUCAAGGCUCAAAGAUGUCAUCGUCCGAUCCCGACUCAAAGAUUGAUCUUCUCGAUGACCCAGCCGCCGUCAAGAGAAAGCUGAAGAAGGCUUUCUGUGAAGUUGGUAAUGUUACUGAAAACGGUAUCUUGUCCUUCAUCAAGUCUGUCUGGUUCCCAUUGAAGUCACUGAAUGAUGGAAAGCCAGAGUUCACUGUUGAGCGUAAGGAGGAGUAUGGCGGAAACCAGGUUUACACCAAGUUUGAGGAUAUGGAGGAGGAUUUCAGAACUGAGAAGCUUCAUCCUGGAGAUUUGAAGGCUGCCACUACCAAGGCAUUAAACGAACUUAUUGCACCCAUCCGAGAAGCCUUCGAUAAUGCUGAAAUGAAGGAAUUGGUUGAGUUGGCCUACCCUACUGCCAAGCCCGCCGCUAAGAAGGAAAAGAAGAAGAAGGUCAAGGGUCAAAACAAGGAAAAUGAGGCUCCUAAAGUUAAUGGAGAUGCCAAGCCUGCUGCAGAAACGGCGCCAGCAGCAGAAACCGCAGAAAAGCAAUAAGAACUUAUAAAUAAAAAUGGCAUGUUGUAGACAAAGUAGAGAUGACAAAUUCAAAACAUGGAUUGACACCUUUUAAGUGUAUUCAG